This is a messenger RNA of Funneliformis caledonium, 207 nucleotides long. Lineage: Eukaryota; Fungi; Glomeromycota; Glomeromycetes; Glomerales; Glomeraceae. The record is from the annotation of a GenBank genome assembly.
GAUCCUGAAUUAGAAACUAACUUUACUAUCACUGAAUUUAUUCCACGAAGUAUUAAAUAUAGGGGUCAGGAAUCAUUAUCUUCUCAUUUAACAUUUGAAACUUCACGAGGCUCAUUACAUCGUAGAUUAUAUAAAAAAGAUUUCCUAGAAGAGAUUGUCAAUGACGGUUGUAGUACACCUGAAUUAACUGAUUCUGAUCUAGAAUAG